GUUACGUUUUUUUUAAGUGUUUUUGCCCAAGUGAUGGGUGAUGUGUUUCCUGAGCUGAAAGACAACGAAAAGAAGAUCCAAGAUAUAAUUAGAGAUGAAGAAGAAAGCUUCGAGAACACUCUAGCAAAGGGUUAUGAGAAGUUUAAGAAAGCUGCAGAUGCUGUUAAGGAGAAUGGGGGUACCUUACUUAGUGGGCAGGAUGCAUUUGUUCUGUGGGACACCUACGGUUACCCAAUUGAUUUGACUGAGGUCAUGGCAAUUGACUAUGGGCUGACCGUUGACAAGGAUGGUUUUAAUGAUUCUAUGGAAGAAGCGAGGCAAAAAGCUAGGAAUGCUCACAACACGGCUGGUGGGAAUUUUAUUGUUAUGGACGCCAAUGCUACAGCACAGCUGCGCAACCAGGGGCUUGCUAGCACAGACGAUAGCCCGAAGUUCAUGUGGCCCAAGGCCAGACUCCUUUUGCCCCUCUCACGGUCCCACCUCUCCAUGGCACCCCCAUCGUCCCCGCCAUCACCGCUGCCAGCGGCGAGCGGCCGCCUCGUCAUACUCUACGCAUCGCAAACCGGUAACUCCAUGGACGUUGCCGAACGUGUAGGCCGAGAGGCUGAGCGUGGUGGCUGUCCGACCGUCGACGUCCUCUCCAUGGACAGAUUUGAUCCUAGUUGCUUGCCAGGCAAAUGUUUCGUGGUCUUCGUCGUGUCCACCAUGGGGCAGGGCGAUCCCCCAGAUUCCAUGAAGGGUUUUUGGAAAUACCUUCUCCCGAAGCAUCUGGGUGCGCGGUGGCUGGAAGGGUUACAUUAUGCCGUGUUUGGGCUUGGCGAUUCAGGCUACCAGAAGUACAAUUUUCCUGCAAAGAAGCUCGAUCAAAGGCUUUUAGAUCUUGGUGCAAAACGAAUCAUAGAGAAAGGCUUGGGAGAUGAUCAACAUCCUGCAGGAUAUGAAGGAGCUCUAGAUCCGUGGUUGCAGUCUUUGUGGAAAUCACUGAAUCAAACAAAUGUGUCAUUGUUACCAAGAAUAUCAGAUAUCAUUCAUCCUAAUUUGAAUAUGUUGGGGGAUGCAAAGAUCGAAGUCAUCUAUUACUCGGCUCCACAAGAUACCAGCAUUUCAGACUCCAAGAGAUUAAUUGAUAGAGCACGCUCAAUGUCCCCUGCUCUAAAGUUCCAUAAUGACAGAGAGCCACCAUACAUGUUACGGAUGGUAACAAACCAACGUUUGACUAAGGAGGACUCUGAAAGAGAUGUCCGCCACUUUGAAUUGGAAGAUCCGUGCUCUGCCAUCAGUUAUCAAGUCGGUGAUGCUCUAGAAAUUCUACCAAGACAGAAUUCAUCAACUGUUGAUGCUUUCAUUAAACGCUGUAACUUGGAUCCAGAUUGUUACAUAACGAUUCGAGCAAAGGGCGGGGUCAACGUUCCCAAAGGUUCGCUUGUGAACUGUUUGAUGGAUCGCAUCAAGCUAAAGACCUUUGUUGCUUUGACAAUGGAUGUCGCAUCAGCUUCCCCUCGGCGAUAUUUCUUUGAGAUCAUGAGCUAUUUUGCAACAGCUAAACAUGAAAAGGAAAGGCUUCAGUAUUUUGCUUCUCCUGAAGGAAGAGAUGACCUCUACCAGUACAAUCAAAAGGAGAACCGGACUGUUCUAGAAGUAUUGGAGGAUUUUCCCUCGGUGCAAAUGCCUUUUGAAUGGUUGGUGCAACUAACGCCUCCAUUAAAGAAAAGAGGCUUUUCCAUAUCAUCAUCCCCAUUGGCCCAACCAAAUCAGAUACACUUGACUGUUAGUAUUGUAUCAUGGCUUACUCCUUUUAAGAGGACACGGCAUGGUCUCUGCUCUACAUGGCUGGCAGGGCUCAGUCCAAAUGAAGAGAAUCUUAUACCAUGUUGGAUACACCGAGGAUCCCUACCUCGUCCACUUCCAUCGAUUCCUCUCCUGCUUAUUGGACCAGGAACAGGAUGCGCACCAUUCCGUGCAUUUGUAGAGGAAAGGGCUGCACAGAGUGUGGCAGAACCAACUGCUCCUAUUCUAUUCUUCUUUGGUUGUAGAAAUCAAGAUAGUGAUUUUCUGUACAAGGACUUCUGGUUAAAUCAUGCUCAAAACCAGGGGGUGCUAUCCCUGAAAAAGGGUGGUGGUUUCUUUGUUGCUUUUUCUAGGGAUCAACCAGAAAAGAUCUAUGUACAAGACAAAAUAAAGGAGCAGAGUGCAAGAGUGUGGAACAUAUUAUGCUCUGAUGUUGCAAUAUACGUUGCCGGGUCUUCUACCAAAAUGCCUGCUGAUGUUACAGCUGCAUUAGAAGAAGUUAUCUGCCAAGAGGGUGGUGUUCCAAAACAGGCUGGUUCAGGAUGGCUCAGGGAACUGAAAAGGGCUGGUGUACAAAUUGCCUUCUGACAGAAUUUUUGCCACAUACUUUGGCGGUGAUGAGAAAUCUGGUCUUGCUGCUGAUACCGAGUCGAAGAACAUAUGGUUGAAAUAUCUACCGAAAGAAAAGGUUCUUCCUUUUGGGUGCAAGGACAACUUUUGGGAGAUGGGUGACACUGGUCCAUGGGACCCUGUACUGAAAUUCAUUUUGAUCGUAUUGGCAACCGUGAUGCUACUUCAUUGGUGAACAAUGAUGACCCUACAUGUAUUGAGAUAUGGAAUCUUGUGCUCAUUCAGUUCAAUAGGGAGGCAGAUGGUACGUUGAGACCUUUGCCAGCAAAACAUGUGGACACUGGGCUGGGCUUUGAACUUUUAACUUCUAUCCUUCAGAAUAAAAUGAGCAAUUAUGACACAGAUGUAUUCGUGCCAAUAUUUGAUGCCAUCCACCAAUUGGCUGGCGAUGGAAUUCAACCAUACUGUGGUAAAGUAGGUUCCGAUGAUGUUGGCAAAGUUGACAUGGCUUACAGAGUAGUUGCAGAUCACAUAAGAACCCUUUCAUUUGCUAUUGCUGAUGGUUCUCAACCUGGUAAGUGAAGCCUGUCUUUGUUGAUGAGCUUGCUGUGUUGCAUUCGACAAUCUACAACAGGAUGAGGAUGUCAUUCUGAUAAACCUGAGUAAGCAUCGCUUUGAGAUGAGAAACUUGUGCACAAGGUUCAUAAAGACAAAAACUUGUGCAGUUCAUUUAGGAUGGUUAGAUUGAUUGACUGAAAGCUUAUUUCUCUGAAGUUUCUGUUCCAUAGCGAUUUGUUUUGAGGCAAACUAUCACUGUGACAUUGGAUUGAAAUUCAGGCUUAUGGACAUAAGUAGAUGUGUAUGUCCAAUUUUUUGGAAUCAAAAUAGCACAAGCUGAAUCAGAAUCACUAUGUCAGCCAUUGGGAGCUAAAAUGAGUAAUUGAGUAGUCUAA
Molecule: messenger RNA, 3311 nt
Organism: Phragmites australis (common reed)
Lineage: Eukaryota; Viridiplantae; Streptophyta; Magnoliopsida; Poales; Poaceae
Product: NADPH-dependent diflavin oxidoreductase 1-like
Exons: 21
Coding region: 34-2376 (780 amino acids)
Biological process (GO): alanyl-tRNA aminoacylation
Cellular component (GO): cytosol; cytoplasm
Molecular function (GO): NADPH-hemoprotein reductase activity; alanine-tRNA ligase activity; FMN binding
Source: RefSeq, a predicted model, not a curated record